This is a messenger RNA of Peniophora sp. CBMAI 1063, 2778 nucleotides long. The record is from the annotation of a GenBank genome assembly. Lineage: Eukaryota; Fungi; Basidiomycota; Agaricomycetes; Russulales; Peniophoraceae.
AUGUCUUUUACGCGCUCUCUGGCUGCGCGGAAGAACGCUAGCUACGUCUUGCAGGCUUCGGCGCGCGUGCAGACCGCGUCCCGCGUCGCACGGCGCAAGUUCACCACCGUCUUGAAUCCCAAGCCCGCGCGCAUGCGAGGACGCCAGAUACCGGCGUAUAUGGCAGCAUUACGCCAUAUCCAUGCGCGGGCGCUCUCGUACUCUUCGAUACCCCGUUUCGUAGCCAGGGCUUUCCGCGUACCGAUAGCUGGUGCUACUAUCGGAGCUGGGGGAAUCACUUAUGCCAACUACAAGUUUGAAGAGGUCAGGAAGAAGUCCGAGGAAUGGAUGAACGAUGUCAAGGAUGCAGCAACGGAUGCUUUCGAUAUGGCCUCGGGCGGCUUCAAGGCCGUUCGGGAUGGUGUGGCCUCUGUCAAACUACCUGAGUUCGAGGCGCCGCAAUUCUUGAAGGGCCUUUUCUCAGCCCGCGAGGGUGACGGGAAGAACGGUGGCUCCGAUGGUGGCGACAACGGAGAGGGUCCCUCGUCCAAGUCACCGAAGCCAGAAGACGACAGUGCCGCCUUUGCCGCGAUGGCGGCUGCCGCUCUCGGGAUGUCGGAUAGCAAGGUCACCGUGGAGGACGUACCAGAUGAUUUGCAAGAUAUGCGACAGAACGGGCUCAUGUCGCUCACCAAGAAGCUCAUCGAGAUCAGAAGCUUAUUGCUGAGCAUCGACCAGAGCGACGCGCUCAAGUUGCCAAGCAUUGUCGUCAUCGGCAGUCAAAGCUCUGGAAAGAGUUCUGUUCUGGAGGCGAUCGUGGGGCAUGAGUUCUUGCCAAAGGGCAACAAUAUGGUCACUCGUCGGCCCAUUGAAUUGACACUGAUCAACACUCCCGGCGCUACGACCGAGUACGGCGAGUUCCCGGCCUUAGGGACGGGCCAAGUCACGGACUUCAGUCAAAUUCAGAAGACGCUUACGGACAUGAACCUCGCCGUGCCCGCAUCAGAAGCCGUCUCCGACAAGCCCAUCGACUUGCGCAUCUACAGUCCCAACGUGCCGGAUUUGACUCUCAUCGACCUUCCCGGCUACAUUGAGAUCUCUUCGCUCGACCAACCCGAGACGCUCAAGGAUAAGAUCUCGUCCCUGUGUGACAAGUACAUCCGCGAGCCGAACAUCAUUCUAGCUGUCUGUGCCGCCGAUGUCGAUCUUGCCAACUCUCCUGCGUUGCGCGCCAGUCGUAGGGUCGACCCACUCGGCCUUCGGACCAUCGGCGUUGUAACGAAGAUGGACCUGGUCGAGCCUGUGCAGGGCUCGAACAUCAUCGCCGGCAACCGCUACCCCUUACACCUCGGCUACGUUGGUGUCGUCUGCAAACCUUCGGGCAAGGUCGCGCGCCGGGAAACGUCAGGCGCAGUCGCACGGCGCGGAGACCAGUACUUCGCCGACCAUCGAGAGUUGUUCGCGUCGCAACAGCUUAUGGUUGGCACUUCAACGCUCCGGCGAAGGUUGAUGGAAGUCCUUGAGAGCUCGAUGGCAUCCUCAUUACAUGGCAUCACCAACGCUGUUCAGCUCGAACUCGAAGAGGCGCAAUACCAGUUCAAGGUCCAGUAUAAUGAUCGACGCACAUCACCCGAGACCUACGUCGCGGAGACCAUCGAUACUCUCAAGGGCCGCUUCAAGGAGUUCACCACCCAAUUCCGCAAGCCCGCGAUCCGCGCGAAGUUGAAGAGCAUGCUCGACGAGCGUGUGAUGGACGUCCUGGAACAACUCUACUGGAGUGAUAAGCGCAUCGCCGAGUUCACGGCCCUGGCAGAAGAUAAGAAGCUUAAGCCCGAGGACGUUGAGGCUUACUGGCGGUAUAAGCUGGAUGCCGCUAGCUCUCUAUUGACGAAGUCGGGCGUCGGGCGCGACUCAACGCUUCUCGUUGCCGACGGCAUUCGGGCGCUUAUUGAUGGCAUCGCCGCUGGCGAGCCGUUCACACACCACCCGCGCGCGGCGGAGCGCCUGGUCGAAUUCGCACAUAUGAUCCUACGAGAUCGUAUCCCACUUACGGCUGACCAAGUUGAGAACUGCAUCAAGCCAUUCAAAUACGAGGUCGAGGUCGACGCGCGGGAGUGGGAACUCGGACGUACGGCCGCCGUUGAUCUGUUCGAGCGUGAGGUUAGCAUGUGCGAAGGAAAGUUGAAGGAGAUCAGGAAGAAGGUCGGCGGGAGUAGGAGGUUGAAUAACCUUAUGUCCUAUGUCCGGGACCUGGAUGAGAGGGAGAAGGAACGGAAGAAGCAGGUCGUAGCGGCUUUAGCUGCAGGCGAGGAGACUGAGGAGCCCGCGCCUUUCGACGAGGGCUCAUACAAGUAUCCGCCCGCCCAGAUCGUUGACGCACGACAUGCAGCUCUAUACUCGGAUCGUCUUGGCAUCCUGAAACUUCGUACGGCGGCGCUCAAGGGCAAACGGUGCAAGUCUGGUCCCGAGAACGACCUGCUAUGCCCUGAGGCUUUCCUCGAGGUUGUCGCGGAUAAGCUGGCUUACACGUCCUCGAUGUUCAUCAACAUCGAGCUGUUGGAACAGUUCUUCUAUCAGUUCCCGCGCGAGAUCGACUCGCGACUGCUCUACGACCUUGACCGGUCUGAGAUCGAGCGUUUUGCACGCGAGAACCCGAUAGUGCGCCGUCAUUUGGAGCUUCAGGAGCGCAAAGAUAAGCUUGAAGAGGUUAUGAAGCGCCUCAACAGCCUUUCGACGCUUCGGGCGGACGUGCAACCUACUCAGCGCCGACCGCGGGGUCUGUUUGGCGGCAUGUUCUGA